GCAACACCCACUCCUUCCUAUAUUCUAUUCAUAACUCUCAUCAUUCAUCCAUCCACUUUCCGUAAUCUUUCAUUUUAGAUCUCUUACCCUCUUCUUCUUCCUCUCUGUCACCCUUUUGUUCCAUCCUUAUUUUUGUGUCUGUAUCAUCCUGAUCUUUUUUUUUUCUUUCUUGUAAAACGUUCCCAUCUCAAGUCGGUUGCGUUGCAGCUUUCCAUUUUCCCUCUUCUGACCAACACAAAGAUGUUCUGAACCGAAGAUAAUAAUCUGUUGUUGUCGUGUUCUGUUAUCUUAUGAGACCAUAGGUGGAGUGAAGAUGGAUGUGUGGCCACUGAAGGAAGGACAAGAUAAGGAAUGAAUGAUUACGAAGAGAUAUUAGCAUAACUUAUUGAGGAAAAGAAGAUAGAAAUUCGGUAUGCGAAGAAGUCCACUCGAGGCAUUGGUGAGGAGAGUAGAUGACAUGAUUUCUAGCCCCAUGAGCAGUAAAGAGAGAUCAAAAAGGACAUUGGACAAAUUAAAAGGGAUUUCAUGAUAAUCAUCGGUAGCUUCAUUAAUAUUCUUUCAAGGGUACAUACUUGAGGUAGGCAAGCACAUAUCCGGCGAUAAUGUUUGGAGGCAACAAUGGAAAUCGCUUGCUUCCUGUUUUCUUGGAUGAGACUCAAUUUCGGCAUCAAACUAAUGCAUCAAAUCAGCUACAGUUGUUUGGAAACUUACAAGCCGGAUGUAGUGUUGACCCAGUUAAUUAUUUCGGAAAUGAGCAUGUCAGCUCCAUGAUUCAGCCUAAUAAACGCAGCAAGGAAAUGGAUGAUAUGUCAAAACAAAGACUUCAGAUUUCCUUAAAUUACAAUGUCAAUCAAAAGGAUGCUGAUCGAUUAGCAAAUAUUCAAAAUCCCAACCCUGUGUCAACAGGAUUGAGACUUUCAUAUGACAAUGAUGAGCAUAACUCAUCUGUUACUUCUGCUAGUGGCAGCAUGACUGCCACACCGUCUAUCAUACUGUCUCUUGGUGAUAAUAUCAGAACUGAGCUUGAUAGGCAGCAAGAAGAGUUGGAUCAUUAUAUCAAACUUCAGAAGGAACAUUUGUCAAAGGGGGUGAGAGACAUGAAGCAAAAACACAUGACUGCUCUCCUUUCCUCCAUUGAGAAAGGUAUUAGUGCAAAGCUAAAGGAAAAAGAUGUGGAGAUAGAAAACAUGAACCGGAAAAACAGGGAGCUGGCAGAAAGAAUAAAGCAGGUGGCUAUUGAAGCACAGAGCUGGCAUUACAGAGCAAAGUAUAAUGAGUCAGUUGUGAAUGCAUUAAGGAACAACCUACAGCAGGCAAUUUCACAAGGUGCUGAACAAGGGAAGGAAGGGUUUGGAGAUAGUGAAGUUGAUGAUGAUGCCUCGUAUAUAGAUCCUAAUAACUUCCUAAACAUACAGGGUGCGCCUAUAAACUCUACUCACAAGAGAUACCAAGAUGCAGAGAAUCUGACUUGCAGAGCUUGCAAGGCAAAGGCAGUUUCUAUGUUGUUGAUGCCUUGUAGGCACCUGUGCUUGUGUAAGGAUUGUGAUGGAUUUAUCAAUGUUUGUCCCGUUUGCCAAUUGAUAAAAACUGCAAGUGUUGAGGUGUAUCUGUCUUAACUUACAAAGUGUAACUAUUUAAGCAAGAACGGGAUAUAAGUCACUGUUUUCUUUGUGUGAUUUAUCUACCUAAAGUUCUUAAUGUUCAACUCCAAGUAAUUUAUCUCUAUAAUAAAAAUUGACUAUGCCUAA
Vigna radiata var. radiata (mung bean) is the source of this 1748-nucleotide messenger RNA. Its product is annotated as E3 ubiquitin-protein ligase BOI. The record is from RefSeq and is a predicted model, not a curated record. Gene Ontology annotation, molecular function: ubiquitin-protein transferase activity. Lineage: Eukaryota; Viridiplantae; Streptophyta; Magnoliopsida; Fabales; Fabaceae. The transcript is spliced from 6 exons. The coding region runs from base 603 to 1616 and encodes 337 amino acids.